UUGUUUUUCUUUCUCUUUACUUUCUUUUUAUGUAUUUUUUUCCCUUGUUCUCUUUAUCCUCUCACCUUCCAAUUUGAUGUUUCUUGCUUCUUUCUUUAUUUUGCUCUUCCUUGCUUUCUCUCUUCAUUUCUCCUACUUUGUAUUUCUCAUCAUUCCUUUCACCCAUUACUUUGUUUUCCUCUCUUUCUUAUCCUGCCAUUCUCUUCAAUGCAAUUUUCUUUCAACUCUUUCUACUCACUUAUCACCCAAUUAUGUCUUAUUUAUCUCUCUUCCCUAGUCUGGUCAUUAUUUAAUCUCACUUUCAUUCUCUUUCUCUCACUCAUGUAUUCUUUCUUUCACUUUCUCUUUCUCUCUCCCUUUCGUUUUCUCUCUCUCUCUCCCUUUCGUUUUCUCUCUCUCUCCCCCUUUCGUUUUCUCUCUCUCUCCCCCCUUUCGUUUCUCUCUCUCUCCCCCCUUUCGUUUUCUCUCUCUCUCCCCCCUUUCGUUUUCUCUCUCUCCUUUCCUUUCGUUUUCUCUCUCUCCUUUCCUUUCGUUUUCUCUCUCUCUCUCUCUCUCCCUUUCGUUUUCUCUCUCUCUCUCUCCUCUUUUCUCUUUUCUUUCUCUCUCUCUCUCCCGUUCGUUUUCUCUCUCUCUCUCUCUCCCGUUCGUUUUCUCUCUCUCUCUCUCUCCCGUUCGUUUUCUCUCUCUCUCUCUCUCCCGUUCGUUUUCUCUCUCUCUCUCUCCCCUUUCGUUUUCUCUCUCUCUCUCUCUCCCUUUCGUUUUCUCUCUCUCUCCCUUUCGUUUUCUCUCUCUCUCUCUUCCCUUUCGUUUCUCUCUCUCUCCCCCUUUCAUUUUCUCUCUCUCCCUUUCAUUUUCUCUCUCUCUCACCCCCUUUCGUUUUCUCUCUCUCUCUCUUUUGUUUUCCCUUUCCCUUUCGUUUUCUCUCUCCCCCUUUCGUUUUCUCUCUCUCUCUCACCUCUUUUCGUUUCUCUCUCUCUCUCACCCCCUUUCGUUUUCUCUCUCUCUCUCUCCCCCUUUCGUUUUUCUCUCUCUCUCACCCCCUUUCGUUUUCUCUCUCUCUCACCCCCUUUCGUUUCUCUCUCUCUCCCCCCCUUCGUUUUCUCUCUCUCUCUCCACCCCCCUUUCGUUUUCUCUCUCUCUCUCCCCCUUUCGUUUUCUCUCUCUCUCCCCCCUCGUUUUCCUCUCUCUCCCCCUUUCGUUUUCCUCUCUCCCCCUUUCGUUUUCCUCUCUCUCCCCUUUCGUUUUCCUCUCUCUCUCUCUCACACGCUUUCGUUUUCUCUCUCUCACACGCUUUCGUUUUCUCUCUCUCUCACACGCUUUCAUUUUCUCUCUCUCUCUCACACGCUUUCGUUUUCUCUCUCUCUCUCUCUCUCACACUUUCGUUUUCUCUCUCUCUCUCUCACACGCUUUCGUUUUCUCUCUCUCUCUCACACGCUUUCGUUUUCUCUCUCUCUCACACACGCUUUCGUUUUCUCUCUCUCUCACACACGCUUUCGUUUUCUCUCUCUCUCUCUCAUUUGUUCACCUUCAUUCAUUCAUUCAUUCAUUCAUUCAUUCUCUUUCCACUUAGGAAUUUUCUUUAUGAAAUGA
Molecule: messenger RNA, 1590 nt
Organism: Acanthosepion pharaonis
Lineage: Eukaryota; Metazoa; Mollusca; Cephalopoda; Sepiida; Sepiidae
Source: the annotation of a GenBank genome assembly